Paramuricea clavata is the source of this 7291-nucleotide messenger RNA. Lineage: Eukaryota; Metazoa; Cnidaria; Anthozoa; Malacalcyonacea; Plexauridae. The record is from the annotation of a GenBank genome assembly.
CAAAUAUCGAGUAGGAAAAUGGCUGUUUUGAAAUUCGGCCUUCAUUUCAGAGGAAGCGAUAUGGUUUCCGCUUGCUUUUUAACAAAGUAAAUACGAUGAGGCAAUCACAUUUUACCUGAAUACAAGGUUGUUUGAGUGAUGUAUGUUUACAGUCAAAUGCGGUGUGAUUUUGCCAAGAAACGAGUAUGAAUCAAGUCUCUUUGGUCGAGCAAUUGAAAGAAGUGCUAAAGGCACAAAAUGAAUCACUUCGCCAGAAGCACAACGAACUUAAGACCAUUCGUGCGGAGAAUUCACGGCUUACCGGUCUAGUUCAAGAAUUGGAAAUUGAAAACGAAGGCUUAAAGGGCUUGCUGGAGAAAUAUCAGACGGAUAGCGUCAAUAGGGCCGCCGAAAAUGGUCACAUUAGCAAUGGGACUCCACGACCAAGGUAGUGUGUUUGAUACUUUGAUGACACUUAAAAGUGUACUGUUCUUUUUAAUAUUUACACAUUAAAAUUAUUCCUUGGUCGUUUAAAUAUUUUUAAUGAGACACGAAAAGCCUAAAAGCAAACAUUUGUAGGUCUUUCAGCUUUUUGAACGUCGAUCAUAAGUGAAAAGUUUGCUGCCAUUUAAAAAGCAAAUUAAACAUUAUUUGAUAUUACCCGGUAUAUAGGGCUGUAUCCAGCGAUACAGCGCAAUAUCCGUGAUCCAUAGCGAAAUAAUCUCCCAAUCCCGGGAGUUACUGUCGACAGUUAGUCCUGAUGAAAAGUGGUAUUCUUAAAUAGGCAGUCUCAAACGGAUAUAAUAGUCAUGGUUUAGUAGUUUAGACCUCUAUGGCGGGCCUAUAUGACUUCAAAUUAUGUGUUAACCGUAUAUACACCAUGGUAAAAGGUUAGUAUCGAUUAUACCCUGUAUAGUUAACAUAUUACCCUGCCUAAGGUAUAGUUCAUAGUUGGGAAUUAUCUCAUUUUAUAUGGGAUAUGUUAUUGUAAAUAUAGCAUGGACACUAUUAAUUAAUAAUGGGCGACCUGUUACACAUUAGUGCUGAGAUCAAAUUAUAGGGUGUCGGGUGUACUCAGCAUUUUAGAAAGCAAAUUCAACUUCAAAUUUGUUUGAGAAUACUCAAAUAAACAUGACAUUCACUGUGUUUAUUUGUAUGUAACAGAUAAAUAAACAGUGAACUUUUGUUUGGCACAAAAAGACUAAUAGACCAUGAAAUUUUAUGGCACACAAAAUGAUAUAUGAUUUCAAAUGAAUGAUGCCCAUUGUAUAAAUGAUAUCUGUAAAUUGUUAUUUAGAAGUUGUAAUUGAUAGUUAGACAGUUAUCACAGUGUUUUCUCGAAGCAUCAGUGUUAUGCGUUUGAAGUGUGUUGUGACAUAAACAGCACACGUUCAUUGUAAAAAGCGGUCACAGCCCUUAUGCCACUUCCUCCCUGCCCUUAUCGAUAUUAUAUCACAAGUUAUAAUACUAUGCCUGCCAUUACUUUAAGAUGUGUGGGACUACAAUAUGAUUACACGCAGGACUGCAAUAUAUAAACUCCAUACCAUACUGUGAGGAGUAAACAUGAUUUUGUAUUUUUCUUGUUUUCAAACCAUUUCAAUGUUGAGUACUUCCUUUGGCAAGUAUCAUCAUCAUAGCAGGAAAUACUAUUUUUGCCAUAUUAUUUAAUUGAUAUUCUAAUAUUCUUCCUAAUAAAUUAUUUUCUGUAUUUUCUGUUGGUAUUAUGCAAUGCCCAAAAAUUUUCUGCCAGCUAAGCCAGGUCUGAAAAUUUUCUAGGAUCCUAGAUGACAGGAUCUACCAUUAUUUCCUGCUAUGAGGAUCAUCUGUUGUCGCAUAUAAAAAAAUACCAUAGGGUUUCAUUAUUAUGGUUUAAUUUAAUGGGUUAACAAUGUGAGACAUUGCCAGAUAUUCUGGUGAACCCAAUGAUGCCUGGUCUGUAUGUAUAUGUUUGUCUUAUUUUGUUUGUCAUCAUGUCUUUGCUACUUUCUCUUUGCCUAUAUAACUCAUACUUUCCCUUUCUUGAUUAAUUUGUCCAUUUAAGAAUUUUUAUAUAUUGUAUUGUACAUAUACUAAUAUAAUACUUUUUGUUUGUGGAAACACCACAUAAAUUUUAGAGCUGUGUGCCGCCAGUGCCGGAGCUCCGGCAUAUUUUGCCGGAGCUGCAGUUGGAAAACUCAGGCGGACAAAAUUAUGAAAAAUUAUUUCAUAUUUCAAUGAACAUUUGGUAUUAAAUGGAAAAAUUAAGUUGUUGUUUACCAAUAUGUUACUAUUUAUAUGUUGCUUUACUACAUAUUACUACUGUAUGUUGUUUAGCGUAAGAGAAAAUACCUGUGGUUCCGGUUUCAUAUCGUGAAAAAAUUAGGGUCGGUAGGUCGGAAAUGGUUUCAUGGUUUUGGCGUUUUUUUGGUGGGCGAUUUGCAGUAGAGUCCCGACAUCAAUAUCAACUAGAGAUGCGUAUUUCCUAUGGACGAAUUUAGGCAAUUUGGUUCAAUAAUUAUAUAUAUACAAUUAGUGUGACAACAAACGCCAUUUUGGCACGCUGUAUGAGCAGCCCGCAACCACCUGGAGAAAAUAAGGUCGCACAGUCAAUCACGUUGAAAAAAUAAUAGGGUCGGCAGAAAAAAAUAGGGUUGGUCUGGAACCGGAACCCCAGGUUUUUUUUUUACGCUUGAUGAAGAUCCGGGCUUACGGAUCGAAAGCUUUGCAGUAAUAAAUUUACUUGGUGUUUCCACAAACGAAAAGUAUUAUAUGUUUUAUCUCCAUGCACACCUACAAACAACUUAUAUUAAUAUGUUUGAUAUUUGGGUAAUAAAAUUUAAAUUGCUGGUAAGGUGCCAUGCAUGGGUCCCAUUCAUACUGUAAUAUACAUUGUUACACCAUUAAGCCAUUAGCUUCGAACUUCCAAUGAAUAUAUUAAUGUCCAGUAUAAACGUGAUGACAUGUUAUGUCUAGACAAUUGGGAGUAACUUGUCAAUGUGUUACACAUAUUGUAUACAACUGAUUAUUUUGGGAAUAACUCGUUAGACCGAAGCUGUCUGUUUUAAUACCUAGCCGAAAUAUGUUGAAAUCUCGUUUGCAAAGUCAUUAGAGGCUGGUAAUUAGAGUAAGGGUCAGGGUUUUAACUAACAGUGUGCAAUGUGCAAUUGACGAUUCCCCUUAUUACGUUUUCGUAGCGCUUUUUUGCAUUGUGGUUAUAGUGAUAUCACUGAUAUUCAAGAUAGCUUUUUUUGUCCUGACCCGUGCAAGAACUUUUAAAAAAGCUAGGCUCAGCUGCGCGAUAGCCAACAGCAAAAUAUUCGCGAAAACGUUUAAAAAGUAUUUAAAUAACUAAAUUAUUGCAGUUUGAAUGAGUAGAUGUUUGACUGAGUACAGUAAGCUAAGACAAUCAUGAACCUAAUUUAUAAAAAUUUAGAGCUUUAUUUUUUUUAAAAAAGUUGCACAUUUUUUCUCAGCUAAUUCGAACCCUGGUAAGGGUAGAGUACUGCCACUCAAUGGAUUAUGCACCCUACUUUAUUAUAAUUUUACCUUGUUUAAUCUGGAUUAUAUUACUUUGUCUAAUGCCAGAUGAUUUUACUUGCCAAGGGGAGAGUGCUGCCACCCAAUAGAUUAUGCACCCCACUUUUUUAUAAUUUUACGCUGUUUAAUGCCAGAUUAUCAUACUCUGUCUAAUCUAGCCUGCGUGGCAGGCCCUCAGUUUUAUGGGGGGCCUGAUUUGCAACGGGCAGGAUUUUGGCGGGCACCCCCAUAAAACUGAGGGCCUGCCACGCAGGCUAUGUCUAAUCCAGAUGAUUUGACUUGUCAAGGGGAGUCAGCGCUGCCACUCAAUGCAUUAUGCACCCUACUUUAUUAUAAUUUUACUCUGUUUAAAUUAAUGCCAGAUUAUAUUACUCUGUCUGACACCAGUUGAUUGUACUUGCCAAGGGGAGAGUGCUGCCACUCAAUGUGUUAUAUGCACCCUACUUUGUUAUUUUACACUGUGUUACUUUACUUACAAGUCGAGGGAAGAGUGGGUUGAAAUUAUUUAUGCCAAUUUACAUACAUGCAAAGUGAACAAACAGUUGGCAGAGGGAAUCGAACCUACAACCUUUGGAAUACUCCGUGGCCGGGCAUAUUUUUCAAGCUCGCCCGGUGUGGAUAUACAUUCAGAGUAACAUCACAAACAUUAUAUUCACCUGAGUACACCACAAACAUUAUAUUCACCUGAGUACACAACACCCAGGGCUCAAGAUUUGAAUGUUUUACUUGUAUCCAAGUGGAUACAAGGGUCUUAAAAUCUAGUAUCCCUAUUUGAAAUUUAGUAUCCCAGAUAUGGGUAGUAGGUAUUUCGAUAAGCGGUAUCCAAACAAGGUAAAUAACUGCCAGACAGGUCUGUAAGAAGUACUACAAAACAUCUUAUCAUUUUUUUUACUAACAUUUUGCCACGACAUACAAACUUCGCCAAUAUUUCGAUUCUUUUAGUACCCCAUUGGGAUACUAAGCCUAUAAUAUCUAGUAUCCAAAAUUAAAAUCUGGUAUCCCAUGAAUAUCGGGAUACUGCUAGUCUUGAGCCCUGCAACACCAGCACAGAAAAAAAAGUGAACAAAGUUGCAGAACUGCUUUGAACAAUCAGACUCAAGCCAAUUGUAAUUGGGACAAUCGGUAAUUCCCCUGAUUGUGGCAUAAUCGUUUAACCAACACAAAACAAAUAAAAUAGGAUGCAUUUUUAGGGUAUGUGUUGCAGAUUGAAUGCUUGAUGGACUAACACAUGACAUGGCUUAACCCUUUAACUGCCACUGAGCCCUACCGUGUUAUUUUCCUUUGUCUAAGUAACACUAGACAAUCUUAUAAUCAUAAAGGAAAAGUUAUGGCACUCAAUGCCAACAUGUUUUCCUUGGCUAGUGAAAUUGUUUGGAGUUAAUCCAUUGAGUGCCAGCAUUUGUUCUUUGAUGAGUAAAAUGUCUGGCAUUAGACAGAGUAAAAUAAUAAAGUAGGGUGCACUGCAGCUUAAUGGCUUAAUCAAAAUUACUAUGGAAUAGAGCUAAUUAGAGUGCAUUGUAGCAUAUUUUAGCAUUAUAUUGAGUUAAAAUUUUACCAUGGUAGCCCUUCCAGUUAUAAUAACUGUUUUCCAUUAAUGCUGAAGGCAACUGACUUCUCGCCUGCACUUGAAACAUUGAAUUUCUGCUCAUAUUUUUCAUGUAGUUGUAUCCAAUCAUAUCAAUUUCGCAGCUUUCACAAUACUGUAUUGUAUCCUCAAACUAUUUUUAAAGCCAUUAAAGAGAUGCUUUCCCAGCAUGGUGCUCAGUUAUCAUUCUGGAAAUGCAUUAGUACAGUACUUUGUGGUUGAUAAACAUACAAGGCAUGCAUGUGACGUUUUUAUAAGCAAACGUUUUCUUCAGGGAAUUUUUUGUAUAACUGCAGAUAAUGGCCUUUGCUUAACUGCUGUUUGUUUAGUUUCACAAGAAUUUACAGCGAUGCCCAAAGUUAAGCACUUUGAACUUAACAUAUAUGUACAGUAUUUACAAACCCUUGUAAAGUCAAUGUGAACAUGAAGUUGCCUUAAAGUUUUCUAUAAAAGGCUGGUAUAAUAUUGUUGUUUGAUCAACAAUGUAUUAUUUUCACCACAUUGAUAGUCUUUUAUUGUACAUUCUAGAUUUAUAUAGUUAUUAAUAGGUCACUCUAUUCAAUUAUCAAUGGGGUUUGUUUUGUAUAACAAUGAUAGAUUUUAAAUGUGUUGGAUGUUUACGUGAUAUUUAGUCAUGGGCACUUGACAUUGUGGUUUAUACUCAUAAAUAAUUGCAUUUUGCAUAUGGGCUGUGACAUCUGAAUAAAUAUACUCAUUUCUAUUACAAUUUGUUGGCAAAGGAGAGUGUCUUUGUUUAAGCAGUGUUGCUACAAAGCUGGUGCCCUGAGGGGCCCUAUUUUUCUAAAUUUCAGCAAGCCAGACCUACAAAUUUUACUAUAUUUUACAAACUAUGUGAAAUAUUUGAACCUUCUAGAUUAUGCUAGUCAAAAUCACUUAACCAUAAAAUAUGCUAAAGAAUGUUGUUCUGCCAUAAAUUAUUCUAGAUUUGUUUGUGUGAAUGGCAAAACGUCUAAAAUGUCAGGACUGUCUGAAUUUCUGACUUCAAUUCUUAGUGUCACACGUGUAACUGAAGACACAAUGUGGUUAUAUGUAUAUAUUUUUACAUAUGUAUAUAUUGUAUGUAUUAUAUUUCUAUUUAUUUAUAUUUCCAGUUCUCUAACAGUGUGCUCACCAAAUACGACCGAAUCGGAACUUUAUACCACUGCGCUGUCGAGCCCAGAGUCCAACAGCAAAACCGUUGAUGGUAAAAGUCAAGUUACUGUAACACUAUCGAGCACGCCAAACUCUACCUGCCUCUCUCCGAAGAAGGCCACGCUCGGUAGAAGUGAAAGCAGGAAGCAAAACCGAAAGUCAUUCUACGAACUUUCACCUGAUAUCUCGGACAGACAUGUCCAGUUGCUUGAGAAGAAUUAUGGUGGAAAGGAGAGAGCGAACCGUGCAGCAAGGAUUAUCCAGCAACACUACAGGAGCUGGACUAUGAAAAGGACUUAUCGUAGAUUACGGACACAAAGCGAAGCACGGCGGACAUCGAUGAAAGGACAUCUAAGCAAACGGAACUCAAGACGGAGUCCAUCAAGCUCUGGUAGCAUGAGUCCAACAGGACCUAUUCCACUGAACUUAAAUUUAAACCUCAGUGAAUCUGAGAACUGUAAUGAACCAAUGUUAAAAUCACCAGAAUCGGAAAAUCAACAAAGACAACAUUUUGCAAAAGACGAAUUCAAACCGAUUCAAGCGGAUAUAAACAUUGAUUCGAACUUCGGGCAAGUCAAUACGUGCCAACCAGAUCUUUCUGUUCGACGUGUGAGCGAAGAUAUAUCCAGCAUUGAAAUUAGCAAAAAUUUAUUGAAUGAUAGUAUUGGACAAAAAAUGAUUAUUGAUGAGGUUUUUCAACAAAUUUUAUCACCAAGAAAGGACAGCAUAUCCCUUUCGGGACGGAGUGAUAGCUUUAGAUCUAAAAGGAAUGAGAAAAUGAGCAUACCCGAGGAAUCUGUUGCAGUUACGGAAACUGUCGCUGACCUCGAGGGAGCAACCAAAGACACUGAGGGAGUUGAUGGGAUAGAUGGUGUCGACACAGUUGAUGGAACAAAACAGACAGGUGGAACUGAAGGUGCAAUGGUGAACAAUGCAGUAGUACAAAUUAACAUAGAAACUGAACAGGGUGAAAUGGUGAGAGAUGAAAGACCCACACAAGAUGAAAUGAUUAAUUCUAAUGAUAACCUUUCUGUCAAAGAAGAACUAGGUAUGUGAGGC